Molecule: messenger RNA, 372 nt
Organism: Nezara viridula (southern green stink bug)
Lineage: Eukaryota; Metazoa; Arthropoda; Insecta; Hemiptera; Pentatomidae
Source: the annotation of a GenBank genome assembly
AUGAUAGGCAUAGUAUUGUUGUGUACGAUCUCCAUCUUUCUCUUCCCCACGGCUAACGCACGAGUGAUCGAAGAUGGUGCCAUUCCCCGAACUUCAGACAUCGUUGUGUUAUUGCCAGAUGAAAAAUCGGAACAAAUACCAUGUGGCAAGAAAUGUUGCAGUAAAAACUCGAUUUGCUGUCAUGAUAAAAAAUACUGCUGCAUGGAAAUCGGAUCCUUACCACCCAUGAUUGGGACUCCAGGAAAUUGCGAUGAAAUGAAAAGUAUCAGGAACGGAAAAAAAAUUGAACCAGAAGUGAAAGAGGGUUCAUGCUUGGAUGACAAUGUGGAAGCCAAGGCAGGACUCCAGAAGAUCCCAGUGCUUCGCUCUUAA